AUUUAUUUCUUGUUGACUUUGAUGUUGUUGAGCAAGCAAAUUUGAUGUCUUUUGUGUUUCGAAAACAAUUUACUGUCUUGUCGCUGUGCAGAAUCCUGCACAGUAACGGCAGGAAAAUUUCUUUACGCUCACCGCCGAGGCAGAAGAGCGCAAAUUUUGAAUUAAUUUGUUCGUUGAAGGCUAAUGACUUGGUGCCAGUUCAUAAAUACAAAUCAAGUGUUACUGGUCUAACAGUUGCAAUAGCAGAAGUUGAAGGACCGGUAGUGAAUGGAUAUUUCUGUUUAGCCACUGAAGCACAUGAUGAUGAUGGACUUCCCCACACACUGGAGCACCUUAUUUUUCUUGGAAGUGAAAAUUAUCCCUACAAAGGUGUACUUGAUUUACUUGCAAAUAGGUGUCUAGCUUCAGGAACAAAUGCAUGGACUGAUACAGAUCACACAUGCUACACGAUGACAACAGCUGGCAGUGAGGGGUUUCUCACAUUGAUGCCUAUAUAUUUGGAUCAUAUUUUGUAUCCUACUUUAACUGACUCCGGAUUCAUCACUGAAGUUCACCACAUCACAGAAGAAGGGGAAGAUGCAGGGGUGGUUUAUUGUGAAAUGCAAGGCCGUGAAAACAUGGGCGAAUCAAGAUCUCAUUUGGCAAUGGUACGAGGUGUCUACCCUGGUGUCUGUGGCUAUAAAUCAGAAACUGGAGGCAUUAUGAAGAACUUGAGGGAAAGCACUGAUAACACAAAGGUGCGCAAUUACCAUAAACAGUUCUAUCGACCAGAGAACCUGACUUUAAUCAUUACUGGACAAGUGAAACCAGAAGAUGUCUUCGAAGCUUUGGUCCCACUUGAGGAGAAAAUUGUUUCUAAGGGAAAUAGGGCCCCCUUCACACGUCCGUGGCAGUCGCCAGUGCCUCCGCUGACUGAAAGCUUGGAUUUGGAAGUACCAUACCCAUGCGAUGAGGAGGAUCAUGGUAUGGUCUACAUCGCAUGGCGGGGCCCCUCUGCAGUCAAGGAACUAUAUAGAAUGUGUGCCUGCUCUGUGAUGCUGAAGUACUUGACGGAUACAUCUGUCAGUCCAUUGCAGAAGGAAUUUGUUGAAAUAGAUGAUCCAUAUGCUAGUAAGGUGGGCUACUCUUUGGCAGAGAAUUCUGAAUCAAUGUUAUAUCUGAUCUUUGAGAAUGUUCCUAAUCAGAAACUGUGCUUGGUACGUGAUCGUUUAAUGCAAGUACUCAAUGGAAUAGCACGUGGUGACGAAAAAAUUGAUAUGCGCCGCAUGCGUGCAGUUAUUCACAGACAAAUUCUGGAAUCUCUUAGUCAUUUGGAGAACAGCCCUCAUGACAGCAUUGCAUUCAUGAUUAUCGGUGACAUGUUAUAUGGGAACACCAAAGAAGAUCUAGACCAUCGCUUAAAUCAAGUUGAAGAUCUUCGUCAAAUGGAACGAGAACCGGAAGACUUUUGGAUAGGACUACUAAGGAAACACCUAGUGGAGGCACCAAGCGUAACAGUGCGCGGUGUGCCAAGUAUAACUGAACAAAAACGUAUGGCUGAUGAGGAACGUCAGAGGGUUGAGGCCCAGAGACAGUCUUUGGGCAAGGAAGGGCUAUCAGAAAAAGGGGAGAAACUCCGCCAUGCUAUGUUAGAGAAUGAGAAACCACCUCCAGAAGAGAUGCUGACAUCAGUGCCAAUUCCUAGUAUAGCGUCCAUAAAUUUUCAUCCUAUUAAGCGAUACACAACUGAUUCAUCAGAACAGCACCCUAAAUUCGACCUUUCUGGUGUGCCAGUACAGAUGCAUCUUGAUGAUAUUCAUACAAAUUUUAUCUAUAUGUUUGUGCUGAUGGAUACUUCAGUCAUUGAUCAGAAUCUCAGACCAUAUCUUCCACUAUUGUUGGAUUCUCUUCUGGAACUACCUAUACAGCGGGGUGAUAAAUUAGUUCCAUACGAAGAAGUAGUUGCUGAAUUGGAGGAGGAUACAGUCGGAAGCAGUACUCGCAUAGGGCUGGAAUCUGGAUCGAGGUUUCAGUGUGGCCCUUAUUCACAUACAGCUUUACUUACAUUACAACUUGAGCCUGAAAAAUAUGAACGCUGUAUUGUUUGGAUACGAGAACUCCUGUAUCAAACCAAAUUUGUGUCAGAACGGCUUCGUGUCAUUGCUUCGAAAAUUGCAAAUGAUGUAGCACAAGCUAAGAGGCAAGGAAACAGUGUCACAAAGGAUCUAAUGAGGGGUUUGUGCUUCAGUAAAGAAAGUAAUCACUAUUCUGCUGGGAUGAUAAGGCAGCACAAAUUCCUUACAUCCUUGAUUGAAAAACUGGAUUCAAGAGAAAAAUGUAGUGAGGUAAUAAAUGAGAUGGAAAAAGCUAGACAGUUGCUCACAGAUCCAGGCAACAUGGUAGUCCAUUUGUCAACGAAUGUGGAUCAGCUCGUCACAAAAUACCCCGAUCCAGUAAAACCAUGGGAGAAACUACUACCUGAGGAUAAAACUCCAGCAAAGAAGCAACUUGCCGUGACUCCAGACUGGUCUCUGUUGGUGCCUCCAUCAGAAUGCAUUGGUAAAGGAUGUGUUGUUGGGUUAGGCUGUGUCGAGUCGUGUUUCCUGUGCCAAACUACAACUUCUAUAAAAACUUUUGAUGAUCCAGACCUGGCACCACUGCUACUCUUUCUUCAGUAUUUGACUCAGCUUGAGGGACCCAUGUGGAGACAAAUAAGAGGUCAAGGUUUAGCAUAUAGUUACAGUAUAAUACCGAGGCCACAUGAGGGACUUCUGCAUCUGACACUUUAUCGAGCCACUAAUUGCAUUGCGGCAUAUAAAGAAGCAAAAAGUAUUGUUGAUUCUCAUCUAGGUAAAGAUGUCAAAUGGGAUCAGACAUUGUUUGAUUCAGCAAAAAGUUCCCUAAUUUUUGAAAUCAUAGAACGUGAGAAGAGUGUGGGAGAUGUGGUAACGCAGUCUCUACUGUCAUAUUUUAAAGGUGUUGAUCAGAACUACAAUAGGCAUCUAGUGCAGCUCAUAUCGCAAGUCACCGUUGAGGACUUGACACAAAUUGGUCCAAAAUAUGUAGCUCAACUCUUCGAUCCAGAGAAAUCUAAAACAACUCUUGUGUGUCAUCCUACAAAAUCAGAGGAAAUUUCAUUGGGAUUUAAAGCGAUGAACAAAAAUCUCCAAGUUUACAACAGCCUAGAAGAAAGCUAUCUAAGUCAGUGGUAACUGCCAUGAUAGUGGACUAUUGCAAAUCAAAAUUGGAGGGUUUACUGAGAUUAAAGAUGAUGAUACAUCCUUUAUAAUUAAUGAACAUCAAGGAAUAAUGGUGUGGUCCCUGAUCAGACAUGCCUGAGUCUGUAUUGCCAGUUUGAAUGUUGCUUAUGCAGCGUGGAUAAUUUAUUAAACUUGAUUAGUUUCUUUUCUUGUGAUGAGGAUGCACUGUUAUUAACAUGAUUGUCAUGGUUAUGAAGUUCAUCAAUUGCAUUUUGUUUCAUUUCAAAUGCUAUCAUGUUUGUUUCUUGGCAAAAUCAGACUGUUGACCAAGAUAGUCAUAAUUACAUAAACAUUUGGAGUACCGAAAUUGCUCUUGCCAGAGUGCAUUUUUAUUUUUUGCUGUGUUGCAUUUCUGUAGCCAUUAUUAAUUUAUCUCCGAGAUUGGCAGUUGUAUGCCUCCACUGAAAACAAAUGACCAAACUCAAUUUUUCUACUGGUGCUUUUGUACAUUAGCAUUUGCACUUUUUGAAGUUUGUUUUUUAAAAAAAUAUAUUGUGUUUGAAAUGUAAUAAAGAGUACAUAUUUUUUACAUCAAAUAAAAGUACAUUGUUGACUACUGCAAA
Molecule: messenger RNA, 3802 nt
Organism: Schistocerca americana (American grasshopper)
Lineage: Eukaryota; Metazoa; Arthropoda; Insecta; Orthoptera; Acrididae
Exons: 19
Coding region: 45-3191 (1048 amino acids)
Biological process (GO): proteolysis
Molecular function (GO): metal ion binding
Source: RefSeq, a predicted model, not a curated record